CCAGUUCUCACCACCGUUCUGCCGUUACCCCGGGAAGAAAAUCACUGAACAAAGAUACCGAAACGCUACGUUUCGCGUUUUCUCCCGUUUCCAUCUGUUGCUUCGCCUUCGUCUGUAAUUCUAUAUCCCCACACCCUCUCUCUCCAUCUCCACGCUGCGUGCGUCUCUAUCUCCCCUUCAAUCGGCUCGGCUACGCAGAGAGAAACCGGACGAACAAUUAUCGCGAGAGUAGGAACGCCGAGCUCGUUCCGGGAACCUGAACGGCUGCUCUCUUCUUUUCCGGCCUGAUUCGGACUUGACGAUUACGGAAACUCUAUUGGAAUGUCAUUUUUGCUGUCCUCGUUCUGCAACUCCGGCCACCUUGUGGAUCCCCAUUUUUCGCCGCGGAAUUAGAAGCAGUUGGCGGAGACACUUGGCGGUUGGCACUGUAAAACCCUAGCAGGUUUUGAUUUUCCGUUUCAGCUUUGGAACUCCCUUGAAGGGAGAGAGUAGCGAGGGAAUUGAAUUAGGGUUUGCUGUUAUUUCGGAGGAAUGCAUUUGGAUUAUUGCUCGGGCAUUGGAGACAAAGAGGAGGGCAUUCUGGUUUCUGGAAACCUACCGUCUCUGUGAUCGAUUGGUUUGCACAUGGCAGAAGGUUAGGAUUGCGAAAAAUGGCACUUCAGAAGUACAUUCCUUUGGGCAAUACACCACCUGCCAACAGUAUGAAGCCCUUGAGCUUUCCUGGCAAGGGUUAUGAGAAAGCUCAUCUGCCAGAUACUGUCACUCGAUGUACUUCAGAGCAAGAUGUUGAUAUUGACCUUAGGGAAGUUUAUUUUUUAAUCAUGCAUUUUCUCUCUACUGGUCCAUGCCAGAGAACUUAUGGCCAGCUAUGGAAUGAACUUCUAGAGAAUCAACUUUUACCCAGAAGGUACCAUGCUUGGUAUUCUAGGAGUGGAGUGCAUAGCAUGAAAGAAAAUGAUGAUGGUCUAUCGUUCCCUCUAAGUUAUGGUGAUUUGGCGGAGAGGUACAAGCACAUUGAGAAGGACCAUCUGGUGAACCUCUUGAAACAGCUUUUACUCAACACAGCAUCUCCUACACAAGGCUUGUUUGGCGAAAAUACUCUGAAUGCUUCUGCUGUUCCUACUCUUCUGGGAACUGGAUCCUUUUCGCUUAUGAGCCAUGAGAGAGAUAAGGGAUAUGCUCAAGCCAAGUGUCCUGGUCACAUGCGAUGGCCUCACAUGCUUGCUGAUCAGGUCCGUGGUCUAAGUUUGAGGGAAAUUGGAGGCGGCUUUACAAGACACCACCGUGCGCCUGCUAUUCGUGCUGCUAGUUAUGCUAUUGCAAAGCCAUCAACAAUGGUGCAGAAAAUGCAGAACAUUAAAAGGUUGCGGGGCCAUCGGAACGCAGUGUAUUGUGCAAUAUUUGAUCGAUUAGGAAGAUAUGUGAUUACUGGUUCAGAUGAUCGCCUUGUCAAAAUUUGGUCUAUGGAAACUGCAUUCUGUUUAGCCAGCUGUCGUGGACACGAAGGGGAUAUUACGGACUUGGCAGUCAGUUCCAACAAUGUGUUGGUGGCAUCUUCAUCUAAUGAUUUUGUAAUUCGCAUUUGGCGUCUACCAGAUGGAUUGCCAAUAUCAAUUUUGCGUGGCCAUACUGGAGCUGUUACUGCCAUUGCAUUUAGUCCUAGGCCUGGAUCUGUUUACCAGCUUCUAUCGUCUUCUGAUGACGGCACAUGUAGGAUAUGGGAUUCCAGGUCAUCCGUAAUCAGUCCACGAGUGUAUGCCCCGAGGCCAUCAGAUUCUGCUGCUGGUAAUGGCUCUGCAGGAAAGAACAAUGGUCCUUCAUCAAGCACUAAUCCACCAAUCCAUCAGAUCUUUUGCUGUUCAUUUAAUGCUAGUGGAACUGUAUUCGUCACUGGUAGCUCUGAUAAUUUUGCCAGGGUGUGGAAUGCUUGUAAACCCAACACGGACGAUUCGGACCAACCCAUUCAUGAGAUGGACGUAUUGGCUGGCCAUGAGAAUGAUGUUAAUUAUGUUCAAUUUAGUGGUUGUGCAGUGGCUUCUGGGUUUUCUCUAACUGACUGUUCAAAGGAAGAGAAGAUUGCUAAAUUUAGAAACUCAUGGUUUUCCCAAGACAACAUUGUGACCUGUUCUCGAGAUGGCAGUGCAAUAAUUUGGAUUCCAAGAUCUCGUAGAUAUCAUGGAAAAGCUGGCCGCUGGACACGAGCAUAUCACCUUAAAGUCCCUCCUCCCCCAAUGCCUCCUCAGCCAGCACGAGGAGGCCCACGACAGAGAAUGCUUCCAACACCACGUGGUGUUAACAUGAUUGUGUGGAGCCUUGAUAAUCGUUUUGUCCUCGCUGCUAUCAUGGAUUGCAGAAUAUGUGUGUGGAAUGCAUCUGAUGGUAGCUUGGUACAUUCAUUGACUGGUCACACUGAUUCUACAUAUGUGCUGGAUGUUCAUCCUUUCAACCUGCGCAUUGCGAUGAGUGCUGGCUAUGAUGGAAGGACUAUAGUUUGGGAUAUCUGGGAGGGCAAGCCAAUCCGAACAUAUGAAAUUUCACACUUCAAGUUAGUUGAUGGGAAGUUUUCUCCGGAUGGAACUUGCAUUAUACUUUCGGAUGAUGUUGGUCAAUUGUAUAUACUAAACACGGGUCAAGGCGAGUCCCAAAAGGAUUCCAAGUAUGACCAGUUCUUCCUUGGUGAUUAUCGGCCCCUGAUUCAAGAUACUUACGGAAAUGUGGUUGAUCAGGAAACUCAGUUGGUACCAUACAGGCGAAAUAUGCAGGAUCUUCUGUGCGACUCAGGCAUGAUCCCUUAUGAAGAACCGUACCAGAGCAUUUACCAAAAGAGGCGAUUAGGAGCUCUGGGCUUGGAGUGGAAACCAUCACUUGUGAAAUUUGCCAUUGGGCCAGACUUCAGUCUCGACCCAGAUUACCAUAUAUUACCCUUGGCUGACUUGGAUCUGCCCAUGGAGCCACUUCCUGAAUUUGUUGAUGUUAUCGAUUGGGAACCAGUACACCAAAUGCAGAGCGACGAUGCUGAUUCUGAGUACAAUGUCCCUGAUGAAUAUUCUUCUGGAGGCGAGCAGGGGAGUUUGAAUUCUUUCUCCUCUGGAGAUCCAGAAUGUAGUUCAGAUGACAGUAUGGAUGAGUGCAGAGAUGAUUUCCGUCAGUCCAAGAAGAAAAAACACCGGGCUGAAAUUGAGGUGACGACUUCUUCUGGAAGACGUAUCAAGAGGAGGAAUUUGGAUGCUUGUGAUGUAAAUACAUUGAGAAUCAGCAGUAGUAGUAGGAAACCACACAUUGUCCGCAAAACUAAGAAGAAAAAGUCCUCCAAAUCUAAUGCAUUGAUGAGACCUCAGAGAAAGCAAAGAGCUGCCGCUCAGCAGGCUCGUGACUUGUUAAUCAAGGUAACAGCUGAAGAUGCCGACGAAGAUGAAGAAUAUUUAUCUACUGGCGAUGCAUCGGAUGGUGAGUCAACUGAGCAUUCCGACAUGGAGAGUGAUGAAUCAGAAAUGUCAUUGAGGAGCGAUCGCAUGAGGUACUUAAAAGGGAAAGAUUUGGCUGUGUCUGAAGAUAGACCUCCUAAGGUUCACGAAUCUCAUCCAAAUAUUGCAAUCAGGAAGAAAUUGGUUCUUAAAUUUCCAGUCCGUGAUUCUAGUAAGAUUACGGUGAUGCCACAGAAUGGUGAUUAUGUCGGAUCAACAUCUUAUGCCCCAGAGAAAGCCAUGGAGGUCAACAACACUCGUGUAAGCUCUCUAGUUCCAGGGUACUCUUCUGAUGAAGAACAGACAAACUAUCAUGACUGUGCGCAGGCUGAAAAUCUUAAGAAUGGGGAUAUCAGGUGGGGAGGUGCCAAGGUUCGUUCGUCCAAGCGUCAAAGAUUGGGUGAAACCUCAUCAUUACCUCCACCUACCAAAUGCAUAUUGCGUCUACCCAAUAUCAAAGAAUGGGUACCUGAGCACUCCUGAGAACCAUGAAGAUAAGACUGAUGACUUGUCACCAGUGGGUGGUCAAAACAUUGAAUUUGAUUCAUCCGAUGUAUCAUAUAAUGGGCUCAACAAGGACCAGCCAAUCGUCGUCAUGAAUGGAAACAAUGAUGAAGUGCCAGGUGUUGCUCACUUCGAAAAUGAUAAUCUGCUGGAACUCAAAGAGAGCAGUCUGCCUGCCCCAACAAGGUUACGAAUAAAGUUGAAACCUUUGACGAUGGCGUCACCUGGAAGGCCUGUGGAGAUAAAGCAGGACCCAGACCUGGUAGAAGCCAAUGGUAGAACGAGUUCAGAAUAUUAUGACGGUGUUGCAGUCCAGGGGUCAGGUGAUCAUGCUGACGAGAAUUCUGCACCAACACUGGAUGAUUCAUCAGCAGGUGCUGAUUCACGCCCUAAAAGGAUGUAUACUGCCGUUUAUAGAAGAUCAAAGUCAGUUAGGAAUAGAGCUAACUCGGAAUGUGACAGUGGCAUGAAAGAGAGUACAUCAAACCCCAGUGAUGAUGUCAGCGGUAGUAGAACGGAUAUGCUUACCAACGGAGUCCGUAGGACACGAUCCAUGGGAGUAAAAAUUGCGAAAGAAGACCCCAAGAUUUUGCAGAGUGAUGAGCAUGAGUUGGAGAAUGCAUAUAGAGAUUCCUCCAAUGAUCCUAUUGACAGGCGGCAAAUGGCAUCUCAAGAAUGGGGUUCUAGCGCCAGGUCAACCGUCAGAGUUAGAUCUGCUAGGAAUAGGAGAACCAAUUACAGUUUUCAUGAGACAGUUCAGCAAUCAGCUGAGCCAGUAUCUUGGUUAGUGCUGCCAAAGCACGAGGAAGGAUCUCGCUAUAUCCCUCAACUAGGUGAUGAAAUAGCAUAUUUGAGACAGGGCCAUCAGGAGUACAUGGAAGGUGCUCGCACAAAAGAAGUUGGGCCAUGGAAGAAUGUGAAAGGGGGAUUUAUUAAGGCAGUUGAGUUUUGCAGAGUUGAAAGCCUAGAUUACGCCACGCUACCUGGUUCUGGGGAUAGUUGCUGUAAACUGAUGCUUAGAUUUGUAGAUCCAACAUCUGAUGUCUAUAACAAAACAUUCAGAUUGACUCUCCCUGAACUUACAGCCUUCCCUGAUUUCCUUGUCGAAAGAAGUAGAUAUGAGGCUUCUUUGCAGAGGAAUUGGACGAAAAGAGAUAGGUGUAAGGUAUGGUGGAAUGACAAUGAAGUACAAGGCCAAUGGUGGGAUGGCCGGAUCCUUGGUGUACAGCCGAAAUCAUCUGAAUUUCCCGACAGCCCAUGGGAGAGAUAUACCAUAAAGUACAAGGACGACCCUCAUGGGAACCAUCUCCACAGUCCCUGGGAGCUUUCAGAAAGUAAAGGAGAUGAUAUUCAAUGGGAGCAGCCCCAUAUUGAUGAUGAGACGACAGUUGGCCUGCUGUCUGCCUUGGAAGAAUUGGAGCGACCAGGGAAUAAAGCAAAGGAUCAAUACGGUGUUCGAAAGUUAAGUGAGAUAGCGCAGAAAUCCAACUUCAUAAACAGGUUUCCAGUUCCCAUUUCUCUCGAUUUAAUCAAGGCAAGGUUGGAAAACAACUAUUACCGAAGUUUGGAGGCAUUUCAGCAUGACAUUGAAGUCAUGUUAUCAAAUGCCAAAUUAUACAUUGGAAAGAAUCCAGAGUACUCCAAAAAAAUGAAUCGUCUUUCAGACCGGCUAAGGAAGGCAUUAGGGUAGAUACAGGAGAGUAGAACCGGCGCUAGGUGCUUCCUUUCUUUCACUUCUGUAGAUAAUUUUUUUUUUUUUUUUUUGUUUCUAAUUAUAAUUUAUGAUUUGUUUUACUGGGGCUCUUUGAUUCAGUUUUGGGAUUAGUUAUUGUGCUCCUUUAGCUCUUGAGGAAUUCGGAGGUAGAUGCCUUAGGUUGAUGGAAGCCAGGUGACUUUGUAUUAGGUGGAAAGUUCUUCGAUGGAAGAUCAUAAAAAGCGCAAGAUUUGAGCCGGGAACUGCUCUCUUGCCAUCAGAUGCACCACACCACAGGUAAGUACAGGUGCUAACAGAUUCAUUUAUUUGCUGAUUUCAACACUUCACAAGAUGCCAACUAACUACUUGUUGCGGAAGUUGCAAGUUGAAAAGGAAACAAUGGCCAUAUAUAAGAACUCGGACUCGGUGUCACUCAUGUGCCCAGAUUUCGUGAAAGGCAAAUGUCGGUCUUACUUUGACGCCUAAUAGGCAAUUCUCAAAUGGGUGUAUUUAAUGGUCCCGUUGUAUUCUAAGCCAGGUUAUUAUUGUUGCUCGAUGUGCAAUAUUAUGCUUUAUUUAAGCCUGCUCAAAUCAUCAAAAGGCGUUUGUCCUUUUGAAGGUACUUGUUCAUGUGCUCUGUAA
Molecule: messenger RNA, 6303 nt
Organism: Linum tenue
Lineage: Eukaryota; Viridiplantae; Streptophyta; Magnoliopsida; Malpighiales; Linaceae
Source: the annotation of a GenBank genome assembly